AUGAAGUCCACCCUUGCUCUCACAUCCGUUCUCGCAACCCUGCUCCGGACUGCCGUCGCCGCUGAUGCCGUCCAAGGUACUGCAGAAGGUUUCGCCUCCGCUGUGACCGGUGGUGGCAGCGCCACUCCCGUCUACCCAGCUACAACGGACGAGCUGGUCUCUUAUCUUGGCGAUAGCCAAGCCCGUGUCAUUGUCCUCAAUAAGGAGUUUGAUUUUACUGGUACUGAGGGAAGUGCCACAGAAACCGGUUGCGCCCCUUGGGGCACUGGCAGCGCCUGCCAGCUCGCGAUCAACCAGAACAACUGGUGCAGCAACUACCAGUCGUCUGCGCCCUCGGCUAGCGUCACCUAUGACAAGGCUGGCGUGUCCGGUAUCAAGGUCGGAAACAACAAGUCCAUCAUUGGCUCCGGCUCCUCCGGUGUUAUCCGAGGAAAGGGCUUGAAGAUCUCUGGCGUGAAGAACGUCAUCGUCCAGAACAUCAAGAUUACCGAGCUCAACCCGAAGUACGUCUGGGGAGGCGAUGGAGUCACCAUCAACUCGGCUGAUCUAGUUUGGAUCGACCACGUUACCACCUCUCUGAUCGGUCGCCAGCACAUUGUCUUGGGCACAAGCGCGGACAACCGUGUCACCAUCUCCAACUCCAAGAUUGACGGCACUACAUCUUGGUCCCCCAACUGUGAUUCGUAUGCUUACUGGGGUGUUUACUUCGGUGGAUCUAGCGAUCAAGUUACCUUCAAGAACAACUACAUCUACCACACCUCGGGCCGAAGCCCCAAGGUAACCGGCAAGACUCUUCUCCACGCCGUCAACAACUACUUCAGCGACAUCAAGGGCCACGCCUUCGAGAUCGACUCCGGCACCCAGGUUCUCGCUGAGGGUAACUACUUCGAGGGUGUUGAUACCAUCGUUGAAGGCUCGAACGGCCAGCUUUUCGUCGCUGAUAGCAACGGCUCCGCCUGCUCCAGUGGUCUGGGUCGAUCUUGCCAGGCCAACGGUUACAGUAGCUCCGGCAAAUGGAGCGGAACUGACUCCAGCUUCCUCUCCAGCUUCUCUGGAUCUAAGGUUGCCUCUGCUAAGGCAUACAGCUCAGCUACUGGUCUGGCCAGCAGCGCUGGCAACACCAUUUGA
Clonostachys rhizophaga is the source of this 1128-nucleotide messenger RNA. The record is from the annotation of a GenBank genome assembly. Lineage: Eukaryota; Fungi; Ascomycota; Sordariomycetes; Hypocreales; Bionectriaceae.